Molecule: messenger RNA, 723 nt
Organism: Kwoniella mangroviensis CBS 8507
Lineage: Eukaryota; Fungi; Basidiomycota; Tremellomycetes; Tremellales; Cryptococcaceae
Exons: 5
Coding region: 1-723 (240 amino acids)
Source: RefSeq, a predicted model, not a curated record
AUGCCAAAUCUCGACUUCAGCAUCCAAUCUUGGGGCAAACCAUCAUCUCCAAAACGGGCUCUGUUGUUGCAUGGUUUGAUGGGAACUGGAACAGUAUGGUUCAAAGUAGCUGAGAUCCUGGUCGCUCAAGGUCAUGGCUGGGCACCUCACAGUCGACCAUACAACGUCCAAACAGUUACUCAGCAUCUUGCCGACCAUCUCAGAAACCAAGAUAUCCCAUACGAGGUCAUCGGGGGGGGGGGCAUACUCAAAGCCAACCCUUCUUGGAUCGGAGCUGAGGCCAUCUUGAGGAGAUUGAGUUUGAGUCUGAUAGAUCCGGAGGUCAUCGUGCAACUGAGCGAUGCCAUGGUCAAAGGCGAAUUCAGUCAUUCCAACCUCCUUCCUUCCCAAUCCGCCUCCACCUCAACUGAAAUCAUGAUCCUCGGUGCAGACCCAUCCGUGAAGACGGUCUAUCCACCUGAAAAUUCUGAGAGACUAGAGAAGGAAUAUCCUUAUGUCAAGUUCGGAUGGGUCAAAGGUGCAACACACGACAUGCACAAGACUGACGCCGGAGUGCUAGCGAAGGUCAUUGUAGGAGGUUUCGCAGGGGCAGAGAAGGCUGGAGUGACAGUGCUUAGAGGAUCCAGACAUGAAUAUAUUGUCAACGAGGAUUACAUCGAUGAUGAAGUUAUCACAGAUGUGUUCUGGCCCAAAGCCGACCCGGCCACCAAUAUUAGCCCUUAG